Molecule: messenger RNA, 1291 nt
Organism: Dermatophagoides farinae (American house dust mite)
Lineage: Eukaryota; Metazoa; Arthropoda; Arachnida; Sarcoptiformes; Pyroglyphidae
Source: RefSeq, a predicted model, not a curated record
AAUCAAACAUCCGUUAUUGAAUCAUCAUUAUCAAAACAUUCAACAACAUUAACACGAAAGAAUAUUGUUUCAUUUAAUGGUGGUAAUGAAUUUGCAAUGGAGAAUGGUUAUCAUAACUAUCAACAACAACAACAACAACAACAGCAGCAGCAGCAACAACAUCCACCAUUAUCAUCAUCAUCAUCUUGUUCAUCCUCAAUAUCAUCCUCAUCGAUAUCAUCAACAACGAACAAUAACAGUAGCAACAAUGUUAAUGUCAUCGAAAUUUCCCAAUACAACAAUAAUAACAACAACAGGACAAUGAAUGAUACAUCAUCAUCAAUGAUGAAGAAUCCUGCACCGACAUAUGUAUCAGUUGAACCAAAAUCGAUUCAUACACCUUCAACCAUAGAGGUAGCUCCCCCUCCUCCUCCACCACCGCCACCGCCUCCGAUGGUUCCACCUCAUCUAAAAAUCCCACCAAAGCCAACAAUAUCUGUGAAACCGGAAUCAUUAUCAAACGGUGUGAAUAGAACUGUUCAACCAUUUUAUGAGAGUAAAAUGACACAAUCAAAUCCAAAUCUAAGUAAUCUAUGCAAUAAUAAUAAUAGUCGACAACCACCAUCAUCAAAUCUUAUCGAUGAAAUGGCACAAACAUUGGCUAAACGACGAGCAAAAAUUGAAGAAAAUGAACAAUCAAAUGUAGAUCAUUGUAAUAAAUCGAAUGAUUCGAUGAUGAUAACUCCCACAAGUCGACAACAGCCUGGAGCAACAUCACCAAUCAAAUGUUAUAAUUCAGUCAAUUCAACCAUACGACGAUUAAAUUCAAUCAGUAAUGGUUCAUCAUCAUCAUCUAAUCAUAAUGGUGUUGCUAAUAAUCAUCGUCAAAAUGGCAAAAGUUCAACAAUGAAUACUAAUUUACGAAUGAAUUCACAAUCAUUGAUAAAUAUUGCCAAUGGUGUUCGUUCUAAUGGCCAUCAAUUUCGGGCGCAAUCGCCGGCGCCACCACCACCACCGUUGGCUGCUCCACCUUUACCACCGAUUGUUCCAAAUAUGAACGGAUCAUCAUCAUCAUCAUCAUCGCAAACAUCAUAUGAUCGUCUUAAAGAAGAAAUAAUGCAAGAAUUUCGUCAAGAAUUAAUACAAUUCAAACGUGAAUUACUAAAUGCCAUUCGACUAGAAAUUUCCAGCACUUUAAAUGGUGAUAAUCGUACAUAAUCUCGAUGCUGAUGAUCAUAUAUUUGGACCAUCAAAAAGAAAAAAAAAUGAUGAAAAGUGAUUGGAAGAAUACAUUUGAAAAUAAUAUGCAUUU